CGAAAAAAGAAGACUUCUCUAAAGUACACGUUGGAUUGCACACAUCCAGUUGAAGAUGGCAUCAUGGAUUGCGCUAAUUUUGAAAAAUUCCUCUUGGAGAAAAUUAAAGUCAAUGGCAAAACAGGAAACCUUGGGUCGAAUGUGACGUUAGACAAACAAAAGUCAAAAGUUGUAGUAAACUCUGAAGUUCCUUUUUCUAAAAGGUAUCUGAAGUACUUGACAAAAAAGUUUUUAAAGAAGAAUAACUUGAGAGACUGGUUAAGGGUGGUUGCAAAUAGUAAGGAUUCUUAUGAACUGCGUUACUUCCAGAUAAACAAUGAGGAAGAGGAUGAAGAAGAUGAAAAAGAAUAA
Helobdella robusta is the source of this 351-nucleotide messenger RNA. RefSeq lists its product as hypothetical. Gene Ontology annotation, molecular function: structural constituent of ribosome; RNA binding. The transcript is spliced from 3 exons. Gene Ontology annotation, biological process: cytoplasmic translation. The annotation marks the transcript as partial. The record is from RefSeq and is a predicted model, not a curated record. Gene Ontology annotation, cellular component: ribosome. NCBI's taxonomy places the organism in Eukaryota, Metazoa, Annelida, Clitellata, Rhynchobdellida, Glossiphoniidae.